AUGGCAUCGCUAGCGUUUAAAGUAAAGAGUAAAAAUGGCCAGCAAGUAUUGAAAGAGUUGACCUCUGAUAGCACUGUGGGUGAAUUAAAAAUGUUUCUUUCUAGUAUAUCGGACGUUGGUUGUGAGAGAAUUUGCGUAUUAUGUGGUUAUCCGCCUAAACCGUUAGAUAUCAGCAAUGAUAAUAAAACUUUGAAUGAGAUUGGUUUAAAAUCUGGCGAAACGCUGAUUGUAGAAGAAAAGUCAGUUCCAAUAGAACAGAAUGUUAAAAAACCUGACGUCACAAAGCCAAUAGAAAAUGGAGUGUCUCAUGAAACAAUAGGACCUUGUAGACCUGGAAUUUUGAUGAAAAAAGUGGUUCCUUCAGAUAAUUCUUGUCUAUUUACUAGUAUAGGUUUUGUACUAAACGGCAAUGUAGAUACAACAGCGCAUACUUUAAUGCGUCAAAUUAUUGCAAUGGAAGUUGCAAGUGAUCAUGAAACUUAUAAUGAAGCAGUGUUAGGGAAGCCCAAUGAAGAAUACUGUGUGUGGAUACAGCAACCGAGUUCGUGGGGUGGUGCAAUCGAGGUAGCUAUUCUCUCUCGGUUUUAUGGUUUAGAAAUGGCAGUGGUAGAUACAUUAAAUGCAAUUAUAAAUAGAUUUGGUGAAGACAAGAAUUACGGACAGAGGGUGUUCCUGCUGUUUGAUGGAGUGCAUUAUGAUCCUUUAUACUUGGAACAGUCUGAUGGUGGAAUCCAAACAGUGUUUCCCGCAGAAGACCUGGAAAUAUACAGAGAGGCCGAACAACUCGCACACGAAGCGAAAUCCUCUAGACAGUUCACAGAUGUCAACAAAUUCACCCUAAAAUGCAUGAUUUGCGACAAAUUAUUAACUGGGCAAAUUGAAGCCCAAAAGCACGCUAAAGAAACAAUGCACGCGAAUUUCGGAGAAGUU
Brenthis ino (lesser marbled fritillary) is the source of this 930-nucleotide messenger RNA. The record is from the annotation of a GenBank genome assembly. Lineage: Eukaryota; Metazoa; Arthropoda; Insecta; Lepidoptera; Nymphalidae.